Octodon degus (degu) is the source of this 659-nucleotide messenger RNA. It is a transcript of the gene Scgb3a1, whose product is annotated as secretoglobin family 3A member 1. The record is from RefSeq and is a predicted model, not a curated record. Bases 235 to 546 code for a protein of 103 amino acids. The transcript has 3 exons. Gene Ontology annotation, biological process: positive regulation of myoblast fusion. NCBI's taxonomy places the organism in Eukaryota, Metazoa, Chordata, Mammalia, Rodentia, Octodontidae.
GAGAUGCUGCCAAAAGGAACCCUCCCAGACCCAGGUGGGAUAAGGGGACCAAGCUCCCCAGGGCCCAGCAGCCAGAGCAGGAAGUUGGCUGGGUUUCUAUCUGUUAGCUAAGCAAACAACACACUCCUCAGGAAGAUAGGGUGAGGUCCCAGCUCCCAGUAUAUGAAUGUUUCUGGGUUGGGUUCUGAAAGCCCGCCUUAGGUCCUGAGAGCAUCCUCCAAGUCCUGCUCUGCCAUGAAGCUCGCCACCACAUUUCUGGUGCUGUCUGUGGCCCUGCUCAGCCACUUUGGUGAUGCCUUCUUUGUGAAGUCCCUGGCUGAGACCGCGGCUGAACCCAUAGCAGCCCUGGCCCCUGCUGCAGAGGCUGUGGCUGGGGCUGUGCCCAGUCUCCCCCUGCCCUUCAAUCCCCUGAGACUCAUUCUGGCCAGCCUGGGCAUCCCAGUGGAGCACCUCAUAGAGGGUUCUAGGAAGUGUGUUGCUGAGCUAGGUCCUGAGGCUGUGAGAGCUGUGAAGAUGCUACUGGGAGCCCUGACUCUCUUCGGCUGAGUCAAGACUGGAGUACCCCUGACUCAGGACAAGCUGCUGCCUACCUGCAAGGCUGGAAACCACACUUCCAUCCUGACACCCCUACCUUUCCCAAUAAACAUGGCUGAGCUUUG